GCCCCCGAGGCGGGCCGGGGCCGCCCUCCGCCGGGGCUGAGGGGAUGAGCCGUGCCCCGCCGGGGGGUCGCUAGCGGAAGGAUGACCACUCCCGCCCUGCUGCCGCUCUCCGGGCGGAGGCUGCCCCCGCUGAACCUGGGGGCCUCCGCCUUCCCGCACCACAGGGCUACCUUGAGACUCUCCGAAAAAUUUAUCCUGCUCCUUAUUCUUAGUGCCUUCAUCACCCUGUGCUUCGGGGCGUUCUUCUUCCUCCCCGACUCCUCGAAGCAUAAGCGCUUUGACCUGGGCUUGGAGGAUGUGCUCAUUCCCCACGUGGACACCAGCAAAGGGGGCAAGAACCUCGGCGGCUUCCUUAUCCACGGGCAAGGGCACGACGAGCACCGGCACAGAGAAGAAGAGGAACGUCUGAGAAAUAAGAUCCGAGCAGAUCAUGAAAAGGCUCUGGAAGAGGCUAAAGAGAAAUUGAAGAAAUCGCGGGAUGAGAUUCAAGCUGAGAUUCAGACAGAAAAGAACAAAGUCGUGCAAGAAUUGAAAAAGAAAGACAGCAAGCCACUGCCCCCUGUUCCUUUACCAAACCUGAUAGGGAUACACAGUGGAGAACCAGCAGACCCAGAUAUCCGAGAGAAGAGGAACAAAGUUAAAGAGAUGAUGAAGCAUGCCUGGGACAAUUAUAGGCAAUAUGGAUGGGGACAUAAUGAGCUCAAACCAAUUGCCCGGAAAGGACAUUCCACCAACAUAUUUGGAAACUCACAAAUGGGUGCUACCAUAGUAGAUGCAUUGGAUACUCUAUAUAUCAUGGGCCUUCACGAUGAAUUCAGAGAAGGACAAGAAUGGAUUGACAAAAAUCUUGAUUUCAGUGUGAAUUCUGAAGUGUCUGUUUUUGAGGUCAAUAUUCGCUUCAUUGGCGGUCUUCUAGCAGCAUACUACCUUUCAGGACAAGAGGUUUUCAAGAUCAAAGCAGUGCAACUGGCAGGAAAACUUCUUCCAGCCUUCAACACACCUACGGGUAUACCAUGGGCAAUGGUGAAUCUGAAAAGUGGUGUUGGUCGAAACUGGGGCUGGGCUUCUGCUGGCAGCAGCAUCCUUGCUGAGUUUGGUACUCUGCACAUGGAAUUUGUCCAUCUCAGCUAUUUGACAGGGGACCCUGUAUAUUACAACAAGGUCAUGCACAUUCGGAAGUUACUUCAAAAAAUGGAUCGUCCUAAUGGACUUUAUCCAAAUUAUUUGAAUCCAAGAACAGGCCGGUGGGGUCAGCAUCACACAUCCGUGGGCGGGCUGGGAGACAGUUUUUAUGAAUAUUUAUUGAAAGCCUGGCUUAUGUCAGACAAGACGGACACGGAGGCAAGGAAAAUGUACGACGAUGCAAUUGAGGCCAUAGAAAAGCAUCUCAUCAGAAAGUCCAAUGGAGGACUGACCUUCAUUGGGGAGUGGAAGAAUGGGCAUCUUGAAAGAAAGAUGGGCCAUCUGACCUGUUUUGCAGGUGGAAUGUUUGCCCUUGGAGCAGAUGGUUCCAGAGAUGAUAAAGCUGGACAUUAUUUGCAGCUCGGAGCUGAAAUUGCACAUACAUGUCAUGAGUCAUAUGACAGGACAGCAUUAAAGCUGGGCCCAGAAGCAUUCAAAUUUGAUGGUGGCGUGGAGGCGGUGGCUGUACGGCAGAAUGAGAAGUAUUACAUCCUAAGGCCAGAGGUGAUUGAGACCUACUGGUAUAUGUGGAGAAUCACCCACGAUCCCAAGUACAGGCAGUGGGGCUGGGAGGCAACACAGGCAAUUGAAAAGUAUUGCCGAGUUAGUGGUGGCUUUUCUGGUGUCAAGGAUGUCUAUUCCUCAUCUCCUACAUACGAUGAUGUACAGCAGAGCUUUUUCCUUGCUGAAACUUUGAAGACAGAGACUUCAUGCGCUUUGAACCCUGGCAAGACAUGGAAUCUACAGAUAAUAUUAAUGCAGCAGCAUGAGGAAGAAGAGGCUUUCCCAUCUAGGGUGAGGAACUUACUUGCUGUUGCAAGGAACAACACACAGUCACCUCUUCAGAUUGGGUGGGUUCCAAAUACCUAGGUUUUCUUUUAUUUUUCUUUCUUUUUUUUUUUUUUUUUUUUUUUCUUUUUAAUGAUGGCAUGAACAAAGCAACAACAAAAAGCACCACCACUGCACCAGCAGCAUCAGGAUUUGAAUUUCUUUCUGUACCUGUCUGAAUUUUCUAAGGAGCUUGUCCAGACUGGCAGCCAUUCUCAGAGCCUCUAAUCUGUUACAUCUAAACUCUAAAGUACAAAAAUUAUUGCCUCCUCAUUUUCCCUUUUAAAAAUAAUGCUUAUAUCCAAAAAGAAAAAAACAAUUAGUAAGCAUUUGGAUUGUAGUUCACUGUCAGCAGAGUGGGCUUAGCUCAUUUGGCAAGCUCAGAGUCUGGAGCAUAUCACAGGAGUAGGAAGGAGUCUAAGUUUCCCUUCCUCACAAAUUACGUCACAUGAAAAAAAAACAUUCUCUUCUUAGUACUGGUUCCCUUAGCUAAAUAAACAGAGAUGACAAUGUGAGCACAACUGUUUUGUGAUUUAUAUAGGAGGCUACAGUAUAUGGAACUAAAAAAAGCUCCCCUUGAGCUAAGCAGUGAGAGUUUGAUGCUCUGUAUUUUUGUACACAAUCUGUUACAUUUCAUUCUUUGGAUUAUAGUCAGAGAACCUUCUUUGCAGGUAUAUAUGUGUCUGACAGAAGCUUAAAACUGCCUUUGAUUUAUGUAACAAAACUUGCUUUUCUGGGUGCUCCAGUACAAAUCCAACAUGAGCUUUGGAAACAAACUAACGUCUCUCACAUGUGACUGGAAAAAGAAACUGAAGAGUCUCUUCUUUCACUAAUUUAUGAUGCUGCUAUCUGCAUGGGAUUUUUUCAAGUACUUCAUGGUUGGACUGGAUAGUAUCAUUUAAAUGGUGUCUUUUUCAGUCUUCAUUUAUUUGCUAAAAAGUUUUUUCUUUCCAGAUUUUUCAUCCUUUCAGUUUUGUCUUUUUCAAUCUCUUUUUACUAUUGUUUAGAACCCUUACAGCUCAAAUUAUUCUUUUUUAUCCCCCCAUAUAGCUCUCAAAUCUUUUUGCCAUGGUGACUGGCACCUUUGGUGAAAAACAGCCUUUAGGUCCUUUAGGUACUGGUUUCCCUCCUAAUUAAUGCACAGGUUGAGUCUUUAAAAAAUCUUGAUGAUGUUUUUGUACUGAAGUGGAAGAACUCUUCAGUGAGCUACAGUGGUACAGCAUCAGAUUUAAAGGAAGUGAAUACUAUUUUCCCUCCUCAUAAAUGUUUUUAUAUGAAGUUUUAUAUAAAAAAGACUUUUGUCCCUGUCAUACUAUUAUACGCCUGACGGUAGAGUUUCCACACAAAAUUAUUCUUCAUUUUUCUGUGUCACUUAGACAUAGAAAUCAUCAUAUGAUCUAAGUAAAAAUGCUAUCAGAUGCUUUUUUUCCAGACAGUUACUUGAGUUUAAGAGGAAAAAAACAUGGAGCUUGGGAAAUUUCAGUUUCAAUGUUUGUACCUUAAUAGCAGUUACUUUGUUACAGUAAUUUUCAGCAAUAUGCUAAAAAUAAUUUGAGAACAUAUAAAGUAAUUGAUAUAGUAAAUAAUACUGAUUUCAGUUAUUGUUUAUUUAAAAUUAGAAGUAGCUUAAUAAAUGGAUUCUUCUUUCUGGCCCCACGUUAAUUUAUUUUUCUAAUUAUUAUUCAGUGACUUACUGAAGAACUAGUAAUUUUUCAUUUUCCCAAGUUCAGAUAUGCUGUGUUUUCAAAUUGUUUUUCUGAUCCUAUGAGAACUGUUAUUAGUUUAAAAGUGCAGUUGACUGCCUUGUUCUCCGACAUGUCUCUGGGUAUAUAGGAGACAGAGGAAAAGCAGACCCCCUUGUUAAAAAAAAAAAAAAAAAA
Messenger RNA from Pseudopodoces humilis (Tibetan ground-tit), 3890 nucleotides. RefSeq names its product mannosidase alpha class 1A member 2 (gene MAN1A2). The record is from RefSeq and is a predicted model, not a curated record. Gene Ontology annotation, biological process: mannose trimming involved in glycoprotein ERAD pathway; carbohydrate metabolic process. Lineage: Eukaryota; Metazoa; Chordata; Aves; Passeriformes; Paridae. Gene Ontology annotation, cellular component: Golgi membrane; endoplasmic reticulum; extracellular exosome. Gene Ontology annotation, molecular function: mannosyl-oligosaccharide 1,2-alpha-mannosidase activity; calcium ion binding.